Paramuricea clavata is the source of this 906-nucleotide messenger RNA. NCBI's taxonomy places the organism in Eukaryota, Metazoa, Cnidaria, Anthozoa, Malacalcyonacea, Plexauridae. The record is from the annotation of a GenBank genome assembly.
AUGGAUGGCUUUCACCAUUUCUUAUGGCCUCUUCCAUUCCAAAAAGACUUUGUGCAAAACAAAGUACCUCAACCGAAUAUUCUUUUGAAUCAUGCACGGUUUAAUUCUAGACCACUCAUGGAACUGAUGCCAGAAACAACGAAAUAUGUUACAAUCUUGAGACAUCCAGCAACGCAGUUUACUUCGCUAUUCAAGUUUAUGGACUUUGGUGGACUGAUUGGUGCAAAGGGAAAUCAUAAAUCUAUUUCCUUGGACUAUUUCCUGGAUAACGCUUUUCGAAUACUUAAAACCCUACACCAGCAUAACUCACAGAUACUUAUUGACAACCCAAGUCUAUAUCUUUUGCGUAAUCCUCAACUCUUUGAUCUUGGAUUUGACCAGUCAUUUUCUGAGAACGAAAGUCAUAUUCGUGAAACAAUUGCUAGAAUUUCUAAUACAUUUCAUUUGGCUCUCAUCAUGGAAUACUUCGAUGAAUCUCUUGUUCUCUUGAAAAGAAAGAUGUGCUGGAGUCUCGAAGAUGUUGUUUACUUCAAACUUAACAAACAAAUAGGAAUGAACGAACCGCAUUGGAACCCAGGGAUUCGGAGUAAAAUCAUGCAGUGGACUAAAGCCGAUGUGCUGCUGUAUGAAUAUUUCAAUAAAUCGCUGUGGAAUGAAAUAAAAAAUGAAGGAGUAAGCUUUUGGGAAGAAGUUGCAUUGCUACGAAAAAAGAAUAGAGAACUAAGUAAAACGUGCCUGCGAGUGGGUGUAUUUAUUGACAGGCCGUACAAAGGUUCAACUGCCAUAAUAUAUGGCUAUUCCCUCAAAACAAACAUUUCCAUUGCAUUUAAAUUAUCGUGCAAACGAAUGGUACGCUCCGAAAUUAAAUAUAUUCAAUAUUUUAGGACUAUUUAUCACAGAUUCUAA